AUGGCGCUGCCACUCCCCCCUGUCUUAUCGGCAGAAGAGGUCGCCCAGUUCGGUCGAACAUUCGCUCCCUAUGUGUUCUCGUCGCAGCUGCUCGAGCUGCCCACGCGCAUCGUCGAGGCCGGCACCGACGUGGAAGCCUUGCAGAGCCUGUACCUGGCGACAAACCCCAUGCUAACGGCCAUCUUCAUCGCAUUAGCCAUCUCUCCUCUUUUCGUGCUCGCCGCUGAGCUUCGCGGCAACUUCUCGCAGGUUGACUGUUGGUGGAGCAUCCUGCCUACCAUCUACAAUGCGCAUUUCUACGCGUGGGCGCAUCUGAACGAGCUGCCUACUGAGCGGUUGAAAACAGUUGCCAUAUUCAGCGCCAUCUGGAGCAUCCGGUUGACUUAUAACUACUGGCGAAAAGGCGGCUACCAAUGGGGCGCGGAGGACUACCGAUGGCCGAUAUUGCGCGAGAGAAUCAACAACCGAUUCUUGUUCUUCCUCCUUGACGUUACUUUCAUCGCAUUUACGCAGUCUCUUCUUCUAUGCGUUGUCACUGCGCCGACAUACCUGUUCACCGUCCUCGCCCAACUCCCCGAAGGCGCAGCCUACGGAAUCCCAGACCUUGUAUUCUCCCGCCUUCUGAUCUUCUAUAUCCUCGUCGAGACCGUAGCCGACGAGCAGCAGUGGCGUUUCCAGCAAGCCAAGGUCAAAUACAGAGAAACAGGCGCUGUGGCAGAGGGCUAUGAUAAGGAGGAUCUCGAGCGCGGCUUUGUGGUUUCUGGUCUGUGGUCAUACAGCCGUCAUCCCAACUUCGCUGCUGAACAGGCCAUCUGGUUCACUCUGUACGCGUGGUCUGCAUACCUCACCAAGACAUAUGUUAGCUGGGCUGGCGUCGGCGCGCUUGGCUACCUCUCGCUUUUCCAGGGCAGCACGUGGCUUACCGAAAAACUGAGUGCUGGCAAAUACCCCGAGUACCGCGAAUACCAGGCUCGCGUAGGCAGGUUCAUCCCGCGAUGGUCGGUGAAGGCCAGGGGUACGGAGUCUGCCGCAAAGAAAGACUCCUAG
This is a messenger RNA of Talaromyces proteolyticus, 1047 nucleotides long. RefSeq names its product DUF1295 domain protein. The coding region runs from base 1 to 1047 and encodes 348 amino acids. NCBI's taxonomy places the organism in Eukaryota, Fungi, Ascomycota, Eurotiomycetes, Eurotiales, Trichocomaceae. The record is from RefSeq and is a predicted model, not a curated record. The transcript has 2 exons. Gene Ontology annotation, cellular component: membrane.